Messenger RNA from Raphanus sativus (radish), 2304 nucleotides. RefSeq names its product BRASSINOSTEROID INSENSITIVE 1-associated receptor kinase 1. The record is from RefSeq and is a predicted model, not a curated record. Gene Ontology annotation, biological process: protein phosphorylation. NCBI's taxonomy places the organism in Eukaryota, Viridiplantae, Streptophyta, Magnoliopsida, Brassicales, Brassicaceae. Gene Ontology annotation, molecular function: protein kinase activity; protein binding; ATP binding. The transcript has 10 exons. Bases 287 to 2122 code for a protein of 611 amino acids.
AAUCCUCUUUUUUUUCUUUUUUCAAUAUUCGUUCUUCUUCCGAUAACUUGUUUCCAUCAUUUUCUUUCUUUCGUUUUCUCUCAAUCUUACUUCUUCUCCGGUUUAGUAGUCAACGGUCAGCGAUCUCGGCGUUUGCAAAUCGGAAAAAAAUAUAGCUCAGACUCAGAGUCUUUGGAUAUCGAUUUUAGGGGUCUUCUCUUCGAAUUAAAAAAAAAAAGUCAACGGUCGAAUUCGAGAGAUCCUAUGAAGGAGAGUUCUAGGGUUCGUUUUUAAUCUGUGAGGAAAAAUGAUGAAACCAAGCUUCUUAUGGCUGAUUCUGGUUUUCGAUUUGGUUCUCAGAAUAUCUGGCAACGCCGAAGGUGAUGCUUUGAGUGCACUGAAGAACAGUUUAGCAGACCCAAACAAGGUGCUACAGAGCUGGGACGCUACUCUUGUUACUCCCUGUACAUGGUUUCAUGUUACUUGCAAUACUGACAAUAGCGUUACACGUGUGGACCUUGGGAAUGCGAAUCUAUCUGGUCAGCUAGUAAUGCAGCUUGGUCAGCUCCCAAACUUGCAGUACUUGGAGCUUUAUAGCAAUAACAUUACUGGGACAAUACCAGAGCAGCUUGGCAAUUUGACGGAAUUGGUGAGCUUGGAUCUUUACUUGAACAAUCUAAGUGGUCCCAUCCCUAAAUCUCUUGGCCGACUUCAGAAACUACGUUUCUUGCGUCUUAACAACAACAGUUUAUCUGGCGAAAUCCCAAGGUCUUUGACUGUUGUCUUGUCGCUGCAAGUUCUUGAUCUCUCAAACAAUCCUCUCACUGGAGAUAUUCCUGUUAAUGGUUCCUUUUCACUCUUCACACCUAUCAGUUUUGCCAAUACCAAUUUGACUCCCCUUCCUGCAUCUCCGCCGCCUCCUAUCUCUCCUACACCACCAUCACCUGGAGGGAGUAACAGAAUCACUGGAGCAAUUGCUGGAGGAGUUGCUGCAGGCGCUGCACUUCUCUUUGCUGUUCCUGCCAUUGCACUUGCUUUGUGGCGUAGGAAAAAGCCACAAGACCACUUCUUUGAUGUCCCAGCUGAAGAGGACCCAGAGGUUCAUUUGGGACAACUCAAGAGGUUUUCAUUGCGUGAACUACAAGUUGCUUCGGAUAAUUUCAGCAACAGGAACAUAUUGGGUAGAGGUGGUUUUGGUAAAGUGUAUAAAGGAAGGUUAGCUGAUAGUACUUUAGUGGCGAUUAAAAGACUGAAAGAGGAGCGUACUCAAGGUGGUGAACUUCAGUUCCAGACCGAGGUUGAGAUGAUCAGCAUGGCUGUUCAUAGGAACUUGCUUCGGCUUCGUGGUUUUUGCAUGACUCCAACAGAGAGACUUCUUGUUUAUCCUUACAUGGCUAAUGGAAGUGUUGCAUCCUGUUUACGAGACCGUCCAGAGUCUCAGCCACCACUUGAUUGGCCAAAGAGACAGGGCAUUGCAUUGGGAUCAGCAAGAGGCCUUGCAUAUCUACAUGACCAUUGUGACCCAAAGAUCAUUCACCGAGAUGUGAAAGCGGCAAAUAUACUGUUGGACGAAGACUUUGAAGCCGUGGUCGGAGAUUUUGGACUUGCAAAACUCAUGGACUACAAAGACACGCAUGUGACAACCGCGGUGCGUGGUACCAUCGGUCAUAUAGCACCUGAGUAUCUCUCUACUGGUAAAUCGUCAGAGAAAACAGAUGUGUUUGGUUACGGAGUCAUGCUUCUUGAGCUCAUUACUGGACAGAGAGCUUUCGAUCUUGCGCGUCUUGCCAAUGACGAUGAUGUCAUGUUACUAGACUGGGUGAAAGGGUUGUUGAAAGAGAAGAAGCUGGAAGCGCUAGUAGAUGUUGAUCUUCAGGGUAACUACAUAGACGAAGAAGUGGAGAAGCUAAUCCAAGUGGCUCUCCUCUGCACUCAGAGCUCACCAAUGGAAAGACCCAAAAUGUCUGAAGUUGUGAGAAUGCUUGAAGGAGAUGGUUUAGCUGAGAGAUGGGAAGAGUGGCAAAAGGAAGAAGUGUUCAGACAAGAUUUCAAUUACCAAAACUAUAAUCAACCAAACACUUCCUGGCUCAUUGGUGAUUCCGCUUCCCACAUAGAAAACGAUUAUCCUUCGGGUCCAAGAUAAAGAUUCGUGUAACACGAAUGUCUUUAUUUUUCUUCUUAUGUAUUUAUUAAGGGUUUAGUUUAUGCUGAUCCAUAUUAUUGAGUUCCAAGUGCAGUACAUGUAUGAAGAAGAUUCAGGUUGGGUUUGUAAGUUAUAAAGGGAUUUGAAUAUUUGAAAGCUAAAAACUGAACAAGUUUAUAAUC